Messenger RNA from Theileria orientalis strain Shintoku, 174 nucleotides. RefSeq lists its product as hypothetical. The record is from RefSeq and is a predicted model, not a curated record. The coding region runs from base 1 to 174 and encodes 57 amino acids. NCBI's taxonomy places the organism in Eukaryota, Apicomplexa, Aconoidasida, Piroplasmida, Theileriidae. The transcript has a single exon.
AUGUUUGUUGUUAACAAGGAGGACUCGCACGCCGAGAGGACCAAGUCGUCCCUGCGGAACAAGGUUAAGCUGUUUCUCUUCGUCAUUGUUAUUUCCAAAGUCUCAGUUCUGCUCGUGAAGUACCUCGGCCAGCCCUCCGGCAGCGGCAGCGGCUCCCCUUCUUCAGGCUCGUAA